AUGGGGAGCCAGCUCUCGGAGAUCCCGCCGCCCGACUCAAAUAUACCCCCGCCCGACAGCGAUGGAUUCUAUCACAUAGACCCAAUACCGCCCGAAAUGAACCAAGGGCACCGCUACUGGCCGUUCAAACUUUCAAAGCGGCAGCACAUUCUCAACGAAAUAGCCCUCGUUUGGAACGCCUUGACGUUUUUUCUCUUGGUAUUCAAGUUUUGGAUAUCACGGCGCAUCCCAUGGUCCGCGUCGAAAAUCCUUAUGGUCUGCAUCUUAUGGCCGGACUUUCUCGCAGUCACAAACAAUCUUUGGUUUCGAGAAAUCCCUGCCGCCGUCUUGGGCUACUACAUUGGUGGAUUCUAUGCUUGCCAAGUUCAAGGAUUCAUCGGUGGAUUCUGGGGCUGCUAUUCUCAGGGCGCUGUUCUGACGUUCACUUUGGACAGAUACUCGGCUAUUGUGUUGCAAAAAUCUUUUACGAUGGAGGAGGCUAAGAAGCAAGGGAUUACCAUGAUUUUCUCAUCAGGAAUCAUGGCCGGAUUGCAGAUGGCCUUCCAAAGCUGGGCGGGUGUCACUCCCAUGGGAACUUGGUGCACUCCUUCAUGGUCAACAGGCGAUUGGCAUGGGGCAGUUUUUUCAAGCAUUGGCGUGUUUGCCAUCGCAGCGACAGCCCUCGGCAUCUUUUAUAUGUACUGGAGGAUUUACGCAGAAUAUACCCGCGCCUCGCGCAAUGUGGUCAAUAUGAUCCAAACAAAUCUCAUGUCAGAGGAGCACGACAUUCAUCGACUGAAAGGCUUGAGUGCUACGGAUGUAAUGGAAUCGGGAACUUCAGCCAGCGUCGCUACGGCACAGCUUCAAAGUGGAAGUGAAAAGGUGCAUCUUCGCGGCACCCCAUGGUCGAAUGACAGGUCUACGGCGUUGGUUCCCUCCGCCGUAACCUCGGAGUCGGAGUCAGAGUUUUUAUCAGAAAGCGAGCAUGGCGGCGGUGAGGCGGCAAAGAUCGCACAGUGUGGCAGUACAAAGGGCAAAGCUCGAAUCGCUUUCCCUGAGGAAUCUAAAACGGGACAACUGAAGACCGAAAGCGGCCACGAGAUUACCGAGCAAAAGCGAAAACAUGCGUCGCCAGUUGGGAAGGACGCAAGACCGCCAGAGCGGGCAGCGCGGAAAGCUUUGUUUAAAUUCAAAAUCAGCGACGUGUCGCCGUUUGCCCAUGAUGCAUCGUCCCGUCUUACUCAACUUCCCACGGUACUGGCAUCGAGAACCUCGCCCAUUAGCCCGUCACCGUCUGGAUUGACAUCGCCCUCUGGCAGCUCGUCCGGGCAUCGGUCCGCCUUACUAAAAUCUCAAUCGGCAUCCCUUCCCUUCAGCCCCUCCGUCUCCGGCAUCCGCGCCUCCACCCACGGCAUCACCAGCAAGACCAGUAUCGGCACCAACAAAUCCGGCCACGGCAAAGCCCGCAUGCGCGCCAGUGCCCAGCGCAACGCUUUCCGCAUCGCAGCACAAGCCUCCAUCAUCGUUCUCAGCUACUACCUCUGCAUGUUGCCCACUUUUGUGCUCAUUUGGCAAAAUCUCGUCACGUGGAGACCGGUGGCUCUCUGGUUGGAUAUCGCCGCACAUUUUGGGUGCAUUGCGUAUUGCUUUCUGAACCCGCUACUGUUCAUGUCACUUAAUGCGCAGUGCAGGGCCGCGGUGAGAGAAGAAAUCGAAGCAUGGAGAGAAUGGCUGGGUGGGGCGACGUGA
This is a messenger RNA of Fimicolochytrium jonesii, 1728 nucleotides long. RefSeq lists its product as uncharacterized. Bases 1 to 1728 code for a protein of 575 amino acids. Gene Ontology annotation, cellular component: membrane. Gene Ontology annotation, biological process: G protein-coupled receptor signaling pathway. The transcript has 2 exons. The record is from RefSeq and is a predicted model, not a curated record. Lineage: Eukaryota; Fungi; Chytridiomycota; Chytridiomycetes; Spizellomycetales; Powellomycetaceae. Gene Ontology annotation, molecular function: G protein-coupled receptor activity.